AUGAAAGCUCUAUAUAUCCUUUUGGUCUUUUUCGUGGUUUUCUCAAUUCCUUGUUUAGUAAAUGGCAGCCAAACUGAAACAGAAGAAAAUACCGUGAAGAUAGGCGUUCUUCUUCCCAUGACAGGAUACUGGCCAAUAGGUAAAACAUCUGCUUCGGCUAUUACUAUUGCUGUCGAGCGUAUCAACGAUGACCCAACACUCCUACCAGGAUACAAUAUGACUUUCCUAUGGAACGACUCCCAGUGUUUAGCAGCCGAAGGUCUAAACCAAGCCGUCGAAUUCAAGCUUGCUAAUGUUGAUGCUAUCAUAGGAGAUGGGUGUGAUAUUAUAUGUGAACCUGCUAGCCUCCUCGCCGCAGCGUGGAACCUUCCUAUCGUCUCUUGGGGCUGCGAGUCGAGUGCACUUUCCGAAAAAAGUGUCUACCCAACAUUCGUUAGAACUGUACAGUCCUUCUCGAAAAUGGGCGACUUAUUCUUAUCGAUUUUUCGGUACUUUAAAUGGAAUGAUAUCGGGAUAAUUGCUUCAACUGAGAGUAUAUGGCAACUCGCCAUGACGAACAUGAGAAAARCAUUCCUUGAGACCGAGGACAUUAAUAUACGAUAUCUACAGACACUGAACCCUGGAAGUCAGUUGGUUACAGACCGCGAUGAAUACCUUAGCCUAYUGGAAAUCGCCAAACAAAAUGCUAGAAUUCUAAUCAUGUUGUGCUAUGGUGGUGAUAUACGUGCCCUAAUGCUUCAUGCCCUCGAUCUUGGUAUGUUAAACGGUGAUUAUGCGUUUCUGACCGUCAAUCUACUUCCCUCGGCUGCUAUUGGCAACAACACGUGGAUGGGGAACGACGGCCGAGACAUCGAUGCUCUAUUGACUUUUCGAGGUAUUUUGAGUAUCCACGUACGCGAACCAACUACUGAAAGAUGGAAAUCGUUUAAGAAAGAAGUGCGAACAAGGAUGCAGGAUCCGCCAUUUUAUAUCAAUCUAGCAGAUACUGAAAGGGUCGAAGUGUAUGCUGGUGCUAUCUAUGAUGCUAUCUUCCUGUAUGCUAUUGCCCUGAACGAGACGCUAACUGCAGGAGGACACAAGAAAGACGGCAAAACAAUCGUGAAUAGAAUGAUGAACAGGGAAUUCGAAGGAGCGUCAGGCAAAGUCAAAAUCGACUCGUCUGGUGACAGAGAGCCCGAUUACUCAUUGAAAUAUUACGUCAACGGCAGCUUUCAAAACAUUGCUGAUUAUAACCAUUCAACCGGAGGCUUCAACUUGAGAGACGUGACGGUCAUUUGGGCAGGAGGAAGGACAACUCCACCAGCUGAUCAACCUCCAUGUGGAUGGGUUAACGAAAAAUGCUUAGAGCAGCAGGAAGAAGCAGCUCGAGUAGUUAAUGUGGUGAUUGGUGCAUCUACUGGUGGUGUCUUCGUUCUGGCAAUGAUCUUUUUUCUUAUCAUCAGGAAACUACGUUAUGAGACCGACUUGGCUCAAAACAUGACAUGGAAAAUCAAAUACGAAGACGUUCAAAUCCAUAUCGACAAUGAACGACCUGACCACGAGUACCAUGAGGAACCAAAGCAGAACUUUCUCUUAACGACAAAGACGAGUGACACAGAGAAAGAAAAUCAACCACCAAAGCGAGGUCAAUUAGCAAACGCCACUAAAGGAUUUUCACCACUGAGUCGCAGUGCUCGCAACCAGGAACACAGUAAAGGUGAACGAGUCACCACCCUUGGGGAAUUCCAGGUAAUUCCAGGAUACUACAUGAAUUUUUAA
Actinia tenebrosa (Australian red waratah sea anemone) is the source of this 1758-nucleotide messenger RNA. RefSeq names its product atrial natriuretic peptide receptor 1. NCBI's taxonomy places the organism in Eukaryota, Metazoa, Cnidaria, Anthozoa, Actiniaria, Actiniidae. Gene Ontology annotation, biological process: protein phosphorylation; cGMP biosynthetic process; intracellular signal transduction. Gene Ontology annotation, molecular function: ATP binding; peptide receptor activity; adenylate cyclase activity. The record is from RefSeq and is a predicted model, not a curated record. Gene Ontology annotation, cellular component: plasma membrane.